CUCCCACCUAAAAGUCCUCACAAAGUUUAUAGUUGGUUUGGGUUACGCGCACUAGUACAAUGGCUUUGAACACGUUGCUGGCGACCCUUCUUUGCACGAUUGUGCUUCCAAUCUUUCUCUUUUUAGUCGCGGUGAAGUUAUGGGAGGUUUAUUUGAUCCGUGGUCGGGAUCCCAGCUGUCCAGCCCCUCUUCCUCCUGGAUCCAUGGGCUUACCUUUCAUCGGAGAGACGCUCCAACUCCUUCUCCAGAGGAGAAAGUUCCUGCGGAUGAAACGGCAGAAGUAUGGAUGCAUUUACAGAACGCAUCUCUUUGGCAACCCCACGGUGCGCGUCAUGGGCGCGAACAACGUCAGACACAUUCUGCUGGGGGAACAUAAACUUGUCGCGGUGCAGUGGCCCGCUUCCGUCAGAACUAUUUUGGGAUCGAACACGCUCUCCAAUAUGCACGGGACCCAGCACAAAAACAAGAAAAAAGCUAUAAUGAGAGCGUUCUCCCGGGAUGCCUUGGAGCACUACAUCCCGGUGAUCCAGGAGGAGGUGAGGAGCGCCGUGAGGCAAUGGCUACAGAAGGACUCCGACGUUCUAGUCUACCCCGAGAUGAAGCGCCUCAUGUUCCGCAUCGCCAUGAGGAUCCUCCUGGGCUUCGACCCGGAACAGAUCGAGACCGACGAGCACGAGCUGGUGGAGGCUUUCGAAGAGAUGAUCAAGAACCUUUUCUCCCUGCCGGUAGAUGUCCCCUUCAGCGGCUUGUACCGGGGAUUGAAAGCCCGAAAUUUAAUCCACUCCAAAAUCGAGGAGAACAUUCAGAGAAAAAUAGACAGUGGAAAAGAGGUGAAACACAGAGACGCGCUACAACAGCUGAUCGACAUCAGCAGGAACAGCGACGAGCCAUUCAGCAUGCAGGCAAUUAAGGAGUCAGCCACAGAGCUUUUAUUUGGAGGCCAUGAGACCACUGCCAGUACAGCCACCUCGCUGGUCAUGUUCCUGGGACUCAACCCUGACGUGGUCAACCAACUCAGACAAGAACUGCACCAGCAGGAGGAACGAGGUGUGGAUCUGCUGGGUCAGAAUGUGAACAUGGAGGUGUUGGAACAGUUAAAGUAUACCGGCUGUGUGAUCAAAGAGACGUUGAGGAUGAACCCUCCUGUUCCCGGAGGCUUCAGAGUGGUACUGAAGACUUUCCAACUCAAUGGUUACCAGAUCCCCAAAGGCUGGACCGUCAUCUACAGUAUCUGUGACACCCACGACGUGGCCGACGUGUUCCCCAACAAAGAGGAGUUCGACCCGGAGCGUUUCAUGGACGGAUCCUCCGAGGACUCCUCGCGCUUCAACUACAUCCCGUUCGGCGGCGGCUCCAGGAUGUGCGUGGGCAAAGAGUUCGCCAAGGUCCUCCUUAAGAUAUUCCUGUUGGAGCUGACUCUGCGAUGUGACUGGACUCUAUCGAACGGCCCGCCGACCAUGAAGAUCGGCCCUACGGUCUACCCCGUUGAUAACCUGCCCACUGUGUUCCGCCGUCACAGCCGCACCUAGUGACCAUUAAAAACACACCUCCAUAUUAAAGCUAUGAAAUUGUAAAUAUAUAAAUAUUGUA
Molecule: messenger RNA, 1590 nt
Organism: Salvelinus fontinalis (brook trout)
Lineage: Eukaryota; Metazoa; Chordata; Actinopteri; Salmoniformes; Salmonidae
Product: cytochrome P450 26A1-like
Exons: 7
Coding region: 60-1529 (489 amino acids)
Biological process (GO): sterol metabolic process
Molecular function (GO): monooxygenase activity; iron ion binding; oxidoreductase activity, acting on paired donors, with incorporation or reduction of molecular oxygen
Source: RefSeq, a predicted model, not a curated record